This is a messenger RNA of Ruditapes philippinarum (Manila clam), 1016 nucleotides long. Its product is annotated as A-kinase anchor protein 14-like. The record is from RefSeq and is a predicted model, not a curated record. The transcript has 6 exons. Gene Ontology annotation, cellular component: cAMP-dependent protein kinase complex. NCBI's taxonomy places the organism in Eukaryota, Metazoa, Mollusca, Bivalvia, Venerida, Veneridae. Bases 158 to 757 code for a protein of 199 amino acids. Gene Ontology annotation, molecular function: protein kinase A regulatory subunit binding.
AAUGCGUGCUAUCUUUUGAUAAGCCAAAUUUGAUUGGCUAAAACAGCAAACAGGUUCAUGGAAACGGAAGUAAAUAAAUAUGGAGGAUAGACGAAAAAACUGAAUAUUGUAAAAUUAUACAUUGGGAGCCAUAAAGAGUUAUUCUUAAAUAUCAACCAUGGAACAAGAUCCAGAUGUCUAUGCUGAACAGGCCAAAAAACUCGUGGAUGAUGUUAUUGAAACAGCUAUAAAAAGACUUGAAACAAAUUUAUCUAUAAUGUCAGAGAAGGAAAAGACAUUUGAAUCUCUGAAAUUUAGUGAGAUGUCAAGAGAAUCAACUUUGAUAAGAGAAGAUGAUUAUGUCAUUGAUAAUAUAGCCUGGUUAUCUAUUGGUGAUUACUCUGUACAACUUGCAGAGAAGAAGAUUGACGAGUUUAUACAGACAUGGAAGUAUGACAAUAGCUGGUUAUAUUGUAUUGAUUAUCUGGGUGAAGAUGAGCAUGAGUUUGACGUGCGACACAGAUUCCGUGUACGAUGGAGUGUUCCUACUCGUAGAAAACCAAUACCAAGGGCAACUGCAUGUGUUUACUUUACAUUCCAAGUUUCAAAGAUCAAACCAAAGUCUCAUCCAGUUGAAGUAUUUUAUGUGUUUGAAACAAACAGAUUAGUACACAGUGCAAACCAAGACCUACAGCCCGGGCAGUCAAGGUUCCGGGAGAAAUGGCUGAAGGAUGUCAUCGAGAGCAAAGUUCUUAUGAUGCAAGCAGUAGCCUUCUGAACAAACUUACGUUACUAACCCUGUUAAAUACUAUUUUAAAGGGAAAAAAGCAAACAAAAAACAGAAAGAAAUGUUUUUUACGGAGCGUUUUCACCAACUAUAAAAGAUUUUUUUCUUUAUACAAAGACUUUUAUUUAUAUUUCUUACAUGUCAAUAAUUCUAUUUAAUAUUUCUUAUAUGUCAAAAAUUCUAUUUAUAGGAAGUUACUGUGAUAUUAUAAAUUUUGUAUUGAUUAUUAAAAGAUGUGUGUAACUUUAAA